GGGGUGGAGAACUCCCUGUAGCUCCGAACGGUUCCGUGGUUAGGGAACAUUCAGAUCAGUAGUCAAACGGUCAGCUCCCUUCUUUUCCUCAAUUCCGCGCAGGGAGCUGAUAUGCCUUAGCUCUGUCGGGCAUCAGAAGCACUCUUCCAAUUUUCGUUGGUAAGUACACCGGGCCACUAGGAGGUGAACUCCAUACACCGGCAGUGGAGAGAACUUUCAAUUACCAAUGCACUACACCCCAACGUACUAGAAGCAUGCAAGGGCACGAAAGAGCAAUUUUAAGGGCAAGGACCACAGAAUGACAGGCACUGUGCUGACAUGGACCGAGAAGUUGUGGCGACGCCACUAUGAGUCGCGAAGACCAUCGUGCGAGAUGCCAUCACUCCAGUUAGUAAACUGGGGACCCAUUCGAAGUAUGCGAUGCAUUCCAAGUGGAUCAAAAGGCUGUGUGCGCUUCUCCCGCUGGUGGGGACACUUGCUGCGCUGCCACUCAGCGCAAAGGCGGGUGCCGUCUCUCAGGGUCAGCAAAAUGAGCAGCGCCACCAGAACCACGCCCUGCCGCCAACGCCGUGUUGCACGUUUGACAUAAAGGCUUCUCUGCUAGCGAGCUCCACAGCAUGGCGGCGCAGCGCUGCCAGUGCAGGGCGCCCCAGCAUUGCAGGUCCAUCAGCGCCACGAAAUCAGUCUCCCGUGCCUCCACCGGCCGGACAUCUGUCGUUGGAUCCAUUGGCUACUGCGUGUCGCUUCUGCCCACGACCCACGAACUUCUUGCGCAGUUGAGUUAGGCUCAACGCUCCAGGCCUCUGAUUGCACUGAGGCCCAACGAGGUGACGUCCAAACACUUCACGUCCUCCACUUCAUCGAAUCUUUUAAGUUCAAUCUUGCCAUUUUGAGGGAACAUCGCUUCAGGUUCAACCAAACCUUGCCCAUUUUUUCAAGCAUAGGAGGCGUCUCCAGGGUGCUGGGUCCGCUAAUUUGGACUCUUUCAAUGUCUUCCCUCCCAGCCACGGGUGGGGCAAACCGCAUGAGUGACUUGAGACGCGCCCCAUGUCAUGCAGACUCUUGAUGACACCAAAAUCACCAAACAUGGAUUGUAAAACCAAUUCAAAUGAUUUCAUAAUGGAGGGAUUUAGUUUUGGUCAUCAGUCUACCUGAAACGCGUCCCCUCACUGACCUGCCAGCAGGACAUGCAGGACAUAACCUCCCCCCUUUUGGCCUCUAUGAUUUCGAUGCUGACCUUCGGUGAUCCAAAGGCG
Messenger RNA from Durusdinium trenchii, 1256 nucleotides. The record is from the annotation of a GenBank genome assembly. Lineage: Eukaryota; Dinophyceae; Suessiales; Symbiodiniaceae.